UGUUGUUAUUUACCUCCAACGCGAGCAUACAUUUCAUUCUUCAAGUUCAAUAAUUCUUUGAGUGACGUUUUUUCGGAAACAUGAUAGCCAACCGAGCUCGUGUUACGCUGAAAUUCAGCCAUCCAAUCGACUGGUCACAGUCCGUCUUCCGUUCGCCUGUAUGGGCCAUCGUCCGGUCUUGUUCUACAAGCAGCGCCGCAGCGGAGAACUCAUUAAAUACCGACAAGAAUUCCAUUAAAAAUGCACCCAAAGAAUUGGGUGUUAGUGUCGAGUAUCUACGUGGACUGCCUCAACUCACUGUGCCACUGCCGUCCAGGAAAGAGCUCUGUCUCUUCUCGUUGCGACCCGUCACGCACAGCGUCGGCGACCUGAUGGAACAAAUACGAUCUGAAGACCGGGGAAUCGAUCGUGUCGUUUUGAAAACUAUCGAUGGAACGAGAAUUGCUGCAUCGAAUACGAUCGAAUCGCUGAUGGAACAAGACUUUGAUCUCGUCAUUAACGAUGUUUCCUAUCGCGUGACAUCACCGCCUCGCGAACGCAUCUCUAGGGAAGAAAUGGAGAGGCUGUCGGACGUGCAGAAUUUAGUGAUGCAGUUGUACGAAGCCCUGCACGUUGGCGAACACCAACUGAAAAAAGAGCGACAUCUCAUGGCCAAGCUGGAACAACUUCAAUCGCAAAUUCUUCCUUUGGAACAAAAGAAGAACUUGGUGAUGGCUGGUGCCGAAAGGAAAACGGCCACCAUGACGUGGAUCGGCUUAGCUCUGAUGGGCGUCCAAUUUGGUGCUUUGGCCCGUCUCACUUGGUGGGAAUACAGUUGGGAUAUUAUGGAGCCCAUCACUUACUUUGUCACGUACGGAACAUCGAUCGCUUGUUUCGCUUAUUACGUCCUCACCAAACAGGAAUACGUUUUGCCCGAUGUUCGCGAUCGCGAGUACUUGUUGCAAUUCCACAAGAAAGCCAAGAAAGUAGGGAUGAACGUAGCCGAGUAUAAUCGGCUUCAAAACAGCAUCGCCCAGGUGGAGAACGAUUUAAAACGAUUGCGAGAUCCUUUGCGUGUCCAUCAUCCCCCGACGGGCACCAAACCUUUUGAUCCGGCCGAUAUGGGCUCGUGUGGCGAUCAUCAGCUGGUCGCCACGAGUCUUUGGAAUCGGACUCAACUGCGUCUUCAAAAUCUGUUGCGGACUUCCAAACCUCAAUAAUUCUAGGCAAAUUAACUUAAAAAUGCAAAAAAAAAAAAAAAUGAAAAAUAAAAACCCAAAAAAAAACGAAAACGGUUUAUUAACCGAUAUUGAACAGUCGCCAUGACAAGCGCCCAUGACAACAGUGCACAAGUUAUGUAUUGCAUAAUAACAAUUUUCUGGUUACUAAUUUCUUAAUAUUUUGAGCCAACCAAAAAGAAAAGAAAAAAGAAAAAAACAUUAAUUAAAUGUCUAGGCAUUUACUGUCCUCCUGCCAGUCUAACGAGAUUCGAGUGUGUGUAUAAUCUUGUUGUUAAAUCUUCCGGUGUUGGAAAGAAUUUUUUUGAUACAUUUUGCCCCUCCUUCAGUAUUGAUCAUGUUAAUUAGUGCUUUGGCUGCAUUAUUAAUUUUUCUCUCUCUUUCGGUCUCUUGAAAAAAACAAGCAACAAGAAAAAAAAAAAGGAUAUGUAGCUCAUAUUUCGCUAAUUCUAUCCCCUUCCAAACAUUUUCAAUCUUCCUUUAUUUACGAUUAUAAUUCAGCUGUGAUACACAAUCCAUGAAUGAUGA
Daphnia magna is the source of this 1745-nucleotide messenger RNA. RefSeq names its product calcium uniporter protein, mitochondrial (gene MCU). Bases 81 to 1199 code for a protein of 372 amino acids. Gene Ontology annotation, biological process: calcium import into the mitochondrion; mitochondrial calcium ion homeostasis. Gene Ontology annotation, molecular function: uniporter activity; calcium channel activity. The transcript has 8 exons. Gene Ontology annotation, cellular component: uniplex complex; mitochondrial inner membrane. The record is from RefSeq and is a predicted model, not a curated record. NCBI's taxonomy places the organism in Eukaryota, Metazoa, Arthropoda, Branchiopoda, Diplostraca, Daphniidae.